Messenger RNA from Coccidioides posadasii C735 delta SOWgp, 1284 nucleotides. RefSeq lists its product as uncharacterized. The record is from RefSeq and is a predicted model, not a curated record. NCBI's taxonomy places the organism in Eukaryota, Fungi, Ascomycota, Eurotiomycetes, Onygenales, Onygenaceae. Gene Ontology annotation, molecular function: flavin adenine dinucleotide binding; electron-transferring-flavoprotein dehydrogenase activity. Gene Ontology annotation, cellular component: cytoplasm.
AUGCUCAAGAAAUCACUGGUCUUCAUAAAAUUAUUCGCCUACAUCAUCCGGCUCUACUGCGACGCAAUCCGCCGGACGGGCAAGGUGCGCCGAUAUGCUCGCUCCCGACAGAAGUCUUCCGCUACCACUGAACCGGAGAAAUCUCGCUCCAUCGUGAUUGUCGGUGCCUCGUUUGCUGGGUAUCACGCAGCUCGACUAAUCGCAACCUCCCUACCACCUGACAGCCCUUACAAAGUCAUCGUCAUCGAGCCCAAUACCCAUUUCCAGUUCACAUGGGUACUACCACGAUUCUGUGUCGUACCUGGCCACGAACAUAAAGCUUUCAUCCCGUACGGACCGUAUCUUGCCGGUGCACCGGUCGAAUGGAUUCGAGAUCGCGUCCAGACCGUCGAACGGACGUGCGUCAGGCUUCAGAGCGGAGAGACGGUGCCGUAUGAGUUUCUAGUAAUAGCGACAGGUUCCUCGCAGGGUGGACAGCUGCCUUCGCGGGUGGGCGCAGAGACCAAAGCGGAGGGAAUAAAGCGUUUGCAGGAAGUGCAGGAGCGAAUUAGGGAAUCGAAGCAUAUCGUCGUCGUCGGAGGCGGGGCUGCAGGUGUAGAGAUCGCCGCCGAUGCGAAGGAGCAAUAUCCAGAUAAGGGUGUUACUCUAGUACACUCACGAGGCGGCGUCAUGAACAGAUUUGGCCCGGAAUUGCAGGAUGCUGCGCGAAAAGCCCUGGAAGGUUUGGGCGUGGAAGUAAUCCUCAACGACAAAGUGGCCCACGAGGCUUUGGAAGAGGGUCAUGUGGUGUUGAAGUCCGGAAGAACCGUGAAGGCCGACUAUGUGGUGAACUGCACUGGUCAAAAGCCGGUAUCGGGCUUAAUCGCCCACCUGAGCCCGGGAAUCAUCGAGCAAUCGGGACACAUCAGAGUUAAACCAACAAUGCAGGUAUCAGACCAGAACCUGCCUAAUAUAUACGCAUGCGGAGACGUCGCUUCGACGCGCGGAGACAAGCCCAAUGCCCGUUCUGCAAUGCACCAGGCCACUGUCGCGGCCGAUAAUGUCGUUCUGGCAGCCAUUGGCAAACAGCCACGGUGUGAAUACAAACCCCAUUGGGCAGAUGGGGUGAUAAAAUUAACCCUUGGAUUGAACAAAUCUAUCACGCACUUCGAGCAAAGAUCGACAGCCGAGUUGUUAUUCCACGCGAAGGAAAAGGACAUCGCGCUUAUGGCUGAAGGGGCGUGGAGGAAUAUGGGAGCAACCCCAUUUGAAGAACCGGAUUUAGAGUCGGGGAAUGGCAAGUGA